Boeremia exigua is the source of this 1576-nucleotide messenger RNA. RefSeq lists its product as uncharacterized. The transcript has 4 exons. The coding region runs from base 253 to 1314 and encodes 353 amino acids. The record is from RefSeq and is a predicted model, not a curated record. Gene Ontology annotation, cellular component: fungal-type vacuole membrane. Lineage: Eukaryota; Fungi; Ascomycota; Dothideomycetes; Pleosporales; Didymellaceae.
CCUGUAUACGAUUUGGUCCGUGAGGAUCUUCGUUAAGCUGGCCAUGUGCUUCGAUACUCAAGUUUUGAGUCUCAUAAGGGUUCUCUUCCCCGCAAAUCUCCACUCGGUCUUCGGCUCUGGGGUAGUUCUUAUUUCACAGCCCUUGUGCAACUGUCCUAUCGUAAGGUUUCGUAAAAAGCACAUCUUGAAACCUCUGCCUGUAAAGAAAAGUGCAUCCGAACAUCGACUUUGAUCCUAUCUCGACAACUCACUAUGAUGGAAAAGAAUGAGCGACCAGUGUCGGAAGAGGAGGUGUACACUGCACCGCGGAAAGGGGGUGUCAUGAACAAACUUUACCCUCCUGGACCAAAGCCAGGUGCUGGCGGGCGGGUCAAGAACCAUUGCAGGAAGUUCUGGUGGUGUGACUGCUGUGUCCUUAUCGUCAUAGUCUUGGUCGUUGUUCUGCCACUCAUCUUCGUUGGCCUUCCAAGGAAAGCACAGAAGGAGAUCAACUCGUCUACACUAGAGGUGACAAACAUGGAAGUUACAAACCCGACCCCAGAUAGCAUCCACUUGAAGAUCGACAACACCAUCAGAAGUGACAGCAGCUACCACCCCAGGAUUGAGGCCUUCCGUGCUGGUCUGUCUCUCGAAGGCCAGGACCCCUUUAUCUACAUCGACAUCCCUGAAGCAAAGUCUGAAGGAGAGACAUUCAUCACCGUCGAUCAGGACGUGACUUUCGAAUCUUCUGAAGGUUUCACUGCAUACACCAAAGCUGUCCUUGGCAGCGAAGAGCUCACCAUUGACCUCAACGGCAAAACUACAAUCCACAUCUCCGGCCUCCCGAAGACAGACGUCGACUACAACAAGAAGAUCACCAUGAAGGGUCUGAACCACCUCUCCGGCCUCAACAUCAGCGACAUCCGAAUCCUCUCCGGCGUCAAGCAAAUCCUGCCCGACGGCUCCAACAUGGUCGGCACAGUGAACAUCCCCAACCCGUCCGUCAUGACCCUCGACCUGGGCAACGUGACCAUGAACCUCGCCGUCGCCGGAACCUCGAUCGGCUACUGCCUGCUGCCCGACCUGGUGCUGCGCCCCGGCGAGAACAGCGUGCCGAUGCAGGCGCACGUCGAUCAGCCCGCUAUUCUGACCAUGGUGCUGAGCACGUACAAGAACGGCGUCCUGCCGCUGGAGAUUGUGGGCAACAGCAGUGUGAGGAAUGGAGAGCAUCUGACGUACUAUGAGGAGGCGAUCAAGGCGAAUACUAUCAAGCUGGACCUGGAUGCUGCGCCGGCGCUGAAGGCGAUUGGUAUUAAUGUCACUACCCCUGCAUAGAUGCAAGGUAGUAGACUGCUGAUUGCAGAGUCUCAAAGGCGGGUUAAUGACAUGCUGCCAGAGCUGUAGAUGAUAACUGCAAAGUGGUCCGACUGGUGCUGGCCCAAAGAUAGUCGUAAUGAAUUGCUCUUGUUAUUUUAUAUGCAUAGAACACAUCUACUUAUGACAUGAGUUUGUUUUCUAUGCCUUAGCAUUGUCCGUUAGCUACUCAAGCCGUUUACUCUGCUGCCGCGGCGCUGCUUCUAGCUGUUCUGGAAGCUUG